Anopheles stephensi (Asian malaria mosquito) is the source of this 1483-nucleotide messenger RNA. Its product is annotated as mucin-5AC-like. The transcript has 2 exons. NCBI's taxonomy places the organism in Eukaryota, Metazoa, Arthropoda, Insecta, Diptera, Culicidae. The record is from RefSeq and is a predicted model, not a curated record. The coding region runs from base 40 to 1443 and encodes 467 amino acids.
AAAUUUGCUAAUUCCGUUGCAGCAGAGGGAGGUAUCGAAAUGAAGCAAACUUUCGCCACGAUUGUGGCACUUUUAGCCCUAACCGGGCACUUGUGUACUGGAAUUGGAAUAGGAGGAGUCUCCGUCGGUCCCGUCACUGUACCACCGGUAACAGUGUCUGUUGCGCCAGUUACUGUACCACCGGUAACCGUUGGACCAAUCUCCGUUUCCGUGGCUCCUGUGACAGUUCCUAGUGUAACGGUACCUCCGGUUACUGUAUCGAUUCUCACCGUUACAGUGCCUCCAGUAACGCUUCCGGUAACCAUUCCCACACUGCCUGUUACGGUACCAACGCUGACCGUACCAACGCUGGGAGUUACUGUUCCUACCUUAGGAGUCACAGUGCCUACACUCGGUGUCACAGUGCCUACACUCGGUGUCACAGUCCCUUCAGCAAUCCCCAUACUGGGCACAGUAGCAGGGCUCUUGACAACAACAACGACUGCCGCGCCAACUACUACGACCUCGAAACCGGCUACCGUGAUCUUCAACAUUGGUGGCAGCAUUCUGACAGUCGCUGCCUCAGACAUAGCAACAAUCACGGCCAUAAUCCAAGCUCUACAAGUGACUACGACCACAGCUGCCGCAACAACUACGACAACUGCAGCCGCUACCACAACGACCGCAGCCACUACAACAACGACUGCAGCCGCCACCACAACGACUGCAGCUGCAACAACGACAACUGCAGCCGCCACAACAACAACCACCGCGGCAGCAGCCGCAACAACAACAACCACUGCUGCUUCGACAACAACUGCUGCACCUUCCAUUUCGAUAUCCAUUACGAUCAAUUACAAUGGCUCGUCCGUAAUUAUUGUGGCCGACAAUAGCGCACUACUAACAUUGCUUACACAGUUGCUCAAUCAGCUAUCCUCGUCCACAACGAGUGCAGCAACAACGACGACGACGGCGAAGACGACGACAGCCGCCGCUGCAUCGACGACUUCCGCCACUAGCACAACAACUGCACGUACCGGCGGUUGUCACAGGCAUAAUCAUAGCCACGAGCGCUUUGGUUUCGGAUUUGGGGCAAGAAUCGGUAUCGGUGGUCCAGGCGGUAUCCUAGGCAUUGGCGGAGGAAUUCGCAUCGGUAGACCACCGAUCGGACCACUUGCUCCGCUUGUCACGCCGGCUCCGGUAAUUCCAGUUGCUCAGGUUGUAAAUCCUAUUGGUCUCGUCGCUAGACCGGUGCUGACUGCUGCUGGCCGAAUUGUGAAUGGAAUAGGACAAGGUAUUAACAAUAUAGCGGGCGGAAUUGCAAAUGCUGUCAGUGCGUUAGGAUCGGCCGGAGCGGGUCUUUCUGCCGGAGCGGGACUCUCUGCCGGAGCAGGGCUGAGCGGUGGAUUUGGCAUAGGUGCAGCUGGAGGCUUUGGUAUAGGGGCCAGAGCGGGGUUGGGUUAAACACCCUUCGAACGAAAAUAAAACUACAAUAACACUUACA